This is a messenger RNA of Rangifer tarandus platyrhynchus (Svalbard reindeer), 7335 nucleotides long. The record is from the annotation of a GenBank genome assembly. NCBI's taxonomy places the organism in Eukaryota, Metazoa, Chordata, Mammalia, Artiodactyla, Cervidae.
AUGGCGACCAACAUCGAGCAGAUUUUUAGGUCUUUCGUGGUCAGUAAAUUCCGGGAAAUUCAACAGGAGCUUUCAAGUGGAAGGAGUGAAGGACAGCUCAAUGGUGAAACAAACACACCUAUUGAAGGAAACCAGGCAGGUGAUGCCGCUGCCUCUGCCAGGAGCCUACCAAAUGAAGACAUAGUUCAGAAGAUAGAGGAAGUACUUUCUGGGGUCUUAGAUACAGAAUUACGAUAUAAGCCAGACUUGAAGGAGGCAUCCAGAAAAAGUAGAUGUGUGUCUGUCCAAACAGAUCCUACUGAUGAAAUUCCUACCAAAAAGUCGAAGAAGCAUAAAAAGCACAAAAAUAAAAAGAAGAAAAAGAAGAAAGAAAAGGAGAAAAAGUAUAAAAGACAGUCAGAAGAAUCUGAGUCAAAGCCGAAAUCACAUCACGAUGGGAACAUAGAAUCGGAUUCCUUUUUGAAGUUUGAUUCUGAACCUUCAGAGCUGGCACUGGAGCAUCCUGUGAGAGCGUUUGGCCUGUCUGACACCAGUGAGUGUCCCGCAGUUGGGCUUGAACAUCCUGUGGUUUCGAUGGAGGUCUCAGAGCCACACACCUUAGAAACUCUGAAGCCAGCUACAAAACAUACAGAACUGUCAGUUGCAUCUACAUCAGUAGUCUUAGUGCAGUCAGAGGCAGUAAUGCUGGAACCAUCCACAACAAAGAUUCUGGAUUCCUUUGCAACAGCACCAGUGCCUACUACAACAGUAGUGCUAAAGUCAUCUGAGCCAGUGGUAACAAUGUCAGUGGAGUGUCAGGUGAAAUCUGUGCAGAAAUCUUUGGAGAGCGCACCUCCAGAGCCAUCAGAGAUUAUGUUGCUAGAGUUAUCAGAAACUCUUGUGUCAUCAGAGACACCUACUGAGGUGCACCCUGAGCCAAACACGUCAACAACAAUGGAUUUUCCAGAGUCGUCAGCAACUGAAGUGCUAAGAUUGCCAGAGCAGCCUGUAGAAGGACCAUCAGAGAUUGCAGAUUCAUCCAUGACACGACCGCAGGAGAUGCUGGAGCUGCCCAAGACCACAGCGUUGGAGCUGCAGGAGUCGUCGGUGGCCUCAGUGAUGGAGUUGCCGGGGCCACCUGCGACCUCCAUGCCGGAGUUGCAGGGGCCCCCUGUGACUCCAGUGCUGGAGUUACCUGGGCCCUCUGCUACCCCGGCGCCAGAGUUGCCAGGGCCCCUUUCUACCCCAGUGCCUGAGUUGCUAGGGCCCCCUGCAACAGCAGUGCCUGAGUUGGCGGGGCCCUCUGUGACAUCAGUGCCACAGUUGUCACAGGAAUUGUCAGGGCUUCCAGCACCAUCCAUGGGGUUGGAGCCACCACAGGAGGUACCAGAGCCACCUGUGAUGGCACAGGAGUUACCAGGGCUGCCUGCGGUGACAACAGCAGUAGAGUUGCCAGGGCAGCCUGUGGUAACAGUAGCAAUGGAGUUGACCGAACAACCUGUGACGACGACAGAGUUGGAGCAGCCUGUGGGGAUGACAGCGGUGGAACAUCCUGGGCAGCCUGAGGUGACAACGGCAACAGGGUUGCUGGGGCAGCCUGAGGCAGCAAUGGUGCUGGAGUUGCCAGGACAGCCGGUGGCAACGACAGCGCUGGAGUUGUCAGGGCAGCCUUCGGUGACUGGGGUGCCAGAGUUGCCAGGGCUGCCUUCGGCAACUAGGGCGCUGGAGUUGUCGGGGCAGCCUGUGGCAGCUGGGGCACUGGAGUUGCCUGGGCAGCUCAUGGCAGCUGGGGCACUGGAGUUCUCGGGGCAGUCUGGGGCAGCUGGAGCCCUGGAGCUUCUGGGGCAGCCUUUGGCAACAGGGGUGCUGGAGUUGCCAGGGCAACCUGGGGCGCCAGAGUUGCCUGGGCAGCCUGUGGCAACUGUGGCGCUGGAGAUCUCUGUUCAGUCUGUGGUGACAACGGAGCUGUCAACGAUGACCGUGUCGCAGUCCCUGGAGGUGCCCUCGACGACAGCGCUGGAGUCCUAUAAUACGGUAGCACAGGAGCUGCCUACUACAUUAGUGGGGGAGACUUCUGUAACAGUAGGAGUGGAUCCCUUGAUGGCCCAGGAAUCCCAUAUGUUAGCUUCUAACACCAUGGAGACCCAUAUGUUAGCAUCCAACACCAUGGACUCCCAAAUGCUAGCGUCCAACACCAUGGACUCUCAAAUGCUAGCAUCCAACACCAUGGACUCCCAGAUGUUAGCCUCUAGCACCAUGGACUCCCAGAUGUUAGCAACCAGCUCCAUGGACUCCCAGAUGUUAGCAACCAGCUCCAUGGACUCCCAGAUGUUAGCAACCAGCUCCAUGGACUCUCAGAUGUUAGCAACCAGCUCCAUGGACUCCCAGAUGUUAGCCACCAGCUCCAUGGACUCCCAGAUGUUAGCAACCAGCUCCAUGGACUCCCAGAUGUUAGCCACCAGCUCCAUGGACUCCCAGAUGUUAGCCACCAGCUCCAUGGACUCUCAGAUGUUAGCAACCAGCACCAUGGACUCCCAGAUGUUAGCCACUAGCUCUAUGGACUCCCAGAUGUUAGCAUCUGGCACUAUGGACUCUCAGAUGUUAGCUUCUGGCUCCAUGGAUGCUCAGAUGUUAGCGUCUGGUACCAUGGAUGCCCAGAUGUUAGCAUCUAGUACCCAAGAUUCUGCUAUGUUGGGUUCAAAAUCUCCUGAUCCUUACAGGUUAGCUCAGGAUCCUUACAGGUUAGCUCAGGAUCCGUAUAGGUUAGGUCAUGACCCUUACAGGCUAGGUCAUGAUGCCUACAGGUUAGGGCAGGACCCCUAUAGAUUAGGCCAUGAUCCCUACAGACUAACUCCUGAUCCCUAUAGGAUGUCACCUAGACCCUAUAGGAUAGCACCCAGGUCCUAUAGAAUAGCUCCCAGGCCAUAUAGGUUAGCACCUAGACCCCUGAUGUUAGCAUCUAGACGUUCUAUGAUGAUGUCCUAUGCUGCAGAACGUUCCAUGAUGUCAUCUUAUGAACGCUCUAUGAUGUCUUACGAGCGGUCUAUGAUGUCCCCUAUGGCUGAGCGUUCUAUGAUGUCAGCCUACGAGCGCUCUAUGAUGUCAGCCUAUGAGCGCUCUAUGAUGUCCCCUAUGGCUGAGCGCUCUAUGAUGUCAGCUUAUGAACGCUCUAUGAUGUCAGCCUACGAGCGCUCCAUGAUGUCCCCAAUGGCUGACCGAUCUAUGAUGUCCAUGGGUGCUGACCGGUCUAUGAUGUCGUCAUACUCUGCUGCUGACCGGUCUAUGAUGUCAUCGUACUCUGCAGCUGACCGAUCUAUGAUGUCAUCUUAUACUGCUGAUCGUUCAAUGAUGUCUAUGGCAGCUGAUUCUUACACCGAUUCUUAUACUGAUACAUACACGGAGGCAUAUAUGGUGCCACCUUUGCCUCCUGAAGAGCCUCCAACAAUGCCACCAUUGCCACCUGAAGAGCCACCAAUGACACCACCAUUGCCUCCUGAGGAGCCACCAGAAGGUCCAGCAUUAGCCACUGAGCAGUCAGCAUUAACAGCUGAAAAUACAUGGUCUGCUGAGGUGCCAGCAUUACCUCCUGAAGAGUCUGUAUCGCUGCCUGAACCUCCUGUGAGUCAAAGUGAGAUUGCAGAGCCUUUGGCAGUGACUGCUAAUUAUUCAAUGUCAGCAUCAGAGCCUUCAGUGUUAGCAUCAGAGGCUGCCGUGACUGUUCCAGAACCACCGCUAGAGCCAGAGUCUUCAGUUAUGUCAACACCUGUAGAGUCUGCUGCUGUAGCAGAAGAGCAUGAAAUUGUUGCAGAGAGACCAGUGACUUACCUGGUGUCUGAAACUCCCACAACAUCAGCUGAACCAACUGUGUUAACCUCAGAGCCUUCUGUUAUGUCAGAGACAGCAGAAACUUAUGAUUCCAUGAGGGCUUCAGGACAGACUGCCUCAGAGGUAUCUAUGUCCCUGCUGGAGCCUGCAGUACCUAUUGCAGAACCAUCACAGAGCACUGUAGAUCUGCCAGCCAUGGCUGUCUUAGAGCCGCCAUCUGUGGCUGUUUCAGAGCACCCAGGUGGGACUGUUUCAGAGACAUCAACCAUGGCUGUCCCAGAGCCACAGGCUGAGGCUGUCCUAGACCCUCCAGCUGUGGCUGUCCUGGACCCACCAGCUGAGGCUGUCCCAGAGUCCCUGGCCUUGUCUGAGCCAGAGCAUGUUACCAUUCCUUUGCCAGUUGUUUCUGUCCUGGAGCCUACUGUGCCUAUUCUGGAACCAGUGGUGUCUAUCCUUCAACCUAAUGUGAUUGUUUCAGAACCAUCUAGUUGUGUCCAAGAGUCCACUGUGACAAUUUCAGAGCCUCCUGUCACUGUCUCAGAGCAGACUCAAGUAAUACCAACUGAGACAGUUGUAGAGUCUACACCAGUAAUAUUAGAGUCUAGUGUUACAAAAGGAAUGAAUUUACUAUCUGGUGAUCAAAAUAUUGCUUCAGAGAUUGGCAUGCAGGAGAUAGCCAUGCAUUCAGAUGAAGAGCCACGUGCUGAAGGACUCCUGAAGAGUGGCUCUAACGAAACUGAAAAUUGUAUAAAUACAGACCUUAAUAUAAAUAAUCACUUAAUUGCUCAAGAGAUGGAACAUAGCACAGUGUCUGCUGCCAGCACUGGUGCUGUUGGUGAAAUUGGUGAAGAGACAAUUUUGCCUACUAGUGAGACUAAACAAUGCACAGUAUUGGAUACCUGUCCUAGUGUUGGUGAAACUGAGCUAGGAGGAACUCUGUCUUCUAUUGGUCCCCUUGUCCUUGAACCUGAAGCAGUGGGAACUGGUAAGGAUCUUGAAUUUGGCACAGCAUCUGCUCUCAGUUCAGUUAGUAAAUAUGAUGUUGAAGUAUCUUUAACUACUCAAGAUACUGAACAUGACAUGGUAAUUUCCACCAGCCCCAGUGGUGGUAGUGAAGCUGACAUAGAGGGACCUUUGCCUGCUAAAGACAUUCAUCCUGAUUUACCUAAUAAUUUUAUCAGUAAGGAUGCAGAAGGAUCAUUACCUGUACAGGAAAGUGAUCAGAUGUUAGCAGCUGCUGUAAGUCCUAAAGAAAGUAGUGGAGAAGAUAAAGAAGUGUCUCUCUCUACUAAAGAGAUAGUGUCUGAUUCAGGAUUUCCUGCCAGCAUUGAUGAUAUUAAUGAAGCUGAUUUAGUGAGACCAUUACUUCCUAAGGACAUGGAACGUCUUACAAGCCUUAGAGCUGGUAUUGAAGGACCUUUACUUUCGAGUGAGGUGGAACGGGAUAAAUCUGCUGCCAGUCCAGUUGUAAUUAGCAUACCAGAAAGAGCUUCAGAGUCGUCUUCAGAGGAAAAAGAUGAUUAUGAGAUUUUUGUAAAAGUUAAGGACACACAUGAAAAAAGCAAGAAAAAUAAGAACCGUGACAAAGGCGAGAAAGAGAAGAAAAGAGACUCUUCAUUAAGAUCGAGAAGUAAACGUUCCAAGUCUUCUGAACACAAAUCUCGAAAGCGCACCAGUGAAUCUCGUUCUAGGGCAAGGAAGAGGUCAUCUAAGUCCAAGUCUCAUCGGUCUCAAACACGUUCAAGGUCACGAUCAAGACGCAGGAGGAGGAGCAGCAGGUCAAGAUCAAAGUCUAGAGGAAGGCGAUCUGUAUCAAAAGAGAAGCGCAAAAGGUCUCCAAAGCACAGAUCCAAGUCCAGGGAAAGAAAAAGAAAAAGAUCAAGCUCCAGGGAUAACCGGAAAACAGGUAGAGCUCGAAGUCGCACCCCAAGUCGUCGGAGCCGGAGUCACACUCCAAGUCGUAGGAGAAGAUCCAGAUCCGGGGGGAGAAGGAGCUUUAGCAUUUCCCCGAGCCGACGGAGUCGGACCCCGAGUCGACGGAGCCGCACCCCUAGCAGACGGAGCCGGACCCCGAGUCGACGGAGCCGCACCCCUAGCAGACGGAGCCGGACCCCGAGCCGUCGGAGCCGGACCCCGAGCCGUCGGAGAAGAUCAAGGUCUGUGGUGAGAAGGCGAAGCUUCAGUAUAUCACCAGUCAGAUUACGGCGAUCACGAACACCCUUGAGAAGAAGGUUUAGCAGGUCUCCAAUCCGUCGCAAACGAUCCAGGUCUUCAGAAAGAGGCAGAUCACCUAAACGUCUCACAGAUUUGAAUAAGGCUCAGUUACUUGAAAUAGCCAAAGCUAAUGCAGCUGCCAUGUGUGCUAAGGCUGGUGUUCCUUUACCACCAAACCUAAAGCCUGCACCUCCACCUACAAUAGAAGAGAAAGUUGCUAAAAAGUCAGGAGGAGCUACUAUAGAAGAACUAACUGAGAAAUGCAAACAGAUUGCACAGAGUAAAGAAGAUGAUGAUGUAAUAGUGAAUAAGCCGCAUGUUUCGGAUGAAGAGGAAGAAGAACCUCCUUUUUAUCAUCAUCCCUUUAAACUCAGUGAACCCAAACCCAUUUUUUUCAAUCUGAAUAUUGCUGCAGCAAAGCCAACUCCACCAAAAAGCCAGGUAACAUUAACAAAAGAAUUCCCUGUAUCAUCUGGAUCUCAACAUCGGAAAAAAGAAGCCGAUAGUGUUUAUGGAGAGUGGGUCCCUGUAGAGAAAAACGGUGAAGAAAACAAAGAUGAUGAUAAUGUUUUCAGCAGCAAUUUGCCCUCUGAGCCUGUGGACAUCUCUACAGCAAUGAGUGAACGGGCACUUGCUCAGAAAAGACUCAGCGAGAAUGCAUUUGACCUUGAAGCUAUGAGCAUGUUAAAUCGUGCUCAGGAACGGAUUGAUGCCUGGGCUCAGCUGAACUCUAUUCCCGGCCAGUUCACAGGAAGUACAGGAGUGCAGGUUUUGACACAAGAACAGUUGGCCAAUACUGGUGCCCAAGCCUGGAUUAAAAAGGAUCAGUUCUUAAGAGCAGCCCCAGUAACUGGAGGGAUGGGAGCCGUUUUGAUGAGAAAAAUGGGCUGGAAAGAAGGAGAAGGAUUAGGAAAAAACAAAGAAGGAAAUAAGGAACCUAUCCUAGUUGAUUUUAAGACAGAUCGAAAAGGUCUUGUUGCAGUAGGGGAAAGAGCACAAAAGAGGUCCGGAAACUUCUCUGCUGCAAUGAAAGAUCUAUCAGGCAAACAUCCUGUGUCUGCCUUGAUGGAAAUCUGUAAUAAGAGAAGGUGGCAACCACCUGAAUUUCUCUUGGUCCAUGAUAGUGGCCCUGAUCAUCGCAAACAUUUUCUCUUUAGGGUAUUGAUAAAUGGAAGCGCUUACCAGCCCAGCUUUGCCAGCCCUAAUAAGAAGCAUGCUAAAGCCACAGCAGCUACUGUGGUUCUUCAAGCAAUGGGCCUUGUACCAAAGGACCUCAUGGCUAAUGCCACUUGCUUCAGGAGUGCCUCACGUAGAUAG